Molecule: messenger RNA, 1602 nt
Organism: Danaus chrysippus (African queen)
Lineage: Eukaryota; Metazoa; Arthropoda; Insecta; Lepidoptera; Nymphalidae
Source: the annotation of a GenBank genome assembly
AUGGCUCGACACCCGGUCGCUGUUAUCACACUGUUAUUGUGUCUCAUUAUCACGAACACCGUGUUAUCAAACAAGAAUCGCAACGUUCUUAUACUCCUAGCUGACGAUGGAGGUUUUGAAAUCGGAGCGUACAGAAACAAGAUUUGCCAAACUCCGAACAUCGACGAGUUCGCGAAGCGCAGCCUCAUCUUCAACAAUGCCUUCAGUUCCGUCAGUAGUUGCUCUCCGAGUCGCGCGGCUCUGCUGACCGGCACCCCGAGUCAUCAGAACGGCAUGUACGGGCUCCAUCACGGCGUCCAUCACUUCAACUCCUUCGACAACGUCACCAGCUUACCGAACAUACUGCGCGAGCAUGGAGUUUACACUGGUGAUGAAUGUUACUCAACGAUCACCUCUGACUCGGUCAGGGUUGGUAUAAUCGGUAAGAAGCACGUGGGCCCGGGCAGCGUGUACAAGUUCGACAUGGAGUGGACGGAGGAGGGCCACAGCAUCAACCAGGUCGGGAGGAACAUCACGCACAUGAAGCUGCUGGCGAGGAAGUUCCUGCGAGAGGCGAACAGACUGAACAAACCGUUCCUGCUGUACGUCGGGUUCCACGACCCUCACCGCUGCGGUCGCGAGGCUGCUCAGUACGGGCCCUUCUGUGAGAGGUUCGGCUCCUCGGAGGAGGGCAUGGGGGUCAUCCCGGACUGGACGCCCUGGUACUACCAGUGGGACGAGGUGCAGCUGCCGUAUCAUGUGCAGGACACCGAGGCGGCCCGGAGAGAUAUCGCGGCGCAGUACACCACUAUGUCCAGACUAGAUCAAGGUGUGGGUCUGAUGCUGAAGGAGCUGCAGGCGGCGGGCCACGGCCAGGACACGCUGGUCAUAUACACGUCCGACAACGGCAUCCCCUUCCCCUCGGGCCGGACCAACUUCUACGACCCCGGCCUGAGGGAGCCUCUCAUCAUACACUCGCCCGACCCUGGGGCUCGCAGGCACGAGACCUCCGGCGCCCUGGUCAGUCUGCUGGACCUCGCGCCCACGGUACUCGACUGGUUCGGGGUCCGCACACCGAGACACAAGGAGGAUCUGUGGCGCAGAGACCGGCCUAGGAGUCUACUGCCCAUACUGAAUAAAGAGCCGCCGCCGAGUGAGGACGAGGCCGUGUUCUCGUCCCAGACGCACCACGAGAUCACCAUGUACUACCCCAUGCGGGCGGUCCGCACCCGCCGCUACAAGCUCAUCCACAACCUCAACUUCGGCAUGCCCUUCCCCAUCGACCAGGACCUGUACGUGUCGCCGACCUUCCAGGAUAUAUUGAACCGCACGCGGAGCAAGCAGCCUCUACCGUGGUACAAGACACUGAAGGACUACUACUACCGACCGCAGUGGGAGAUGUACGACCUCAAGAACGACCCCGCGGAGACACACAACCUGCACGGUAAGCCGUCUCUGUCCGAGGUGGAGUCUUCUCUCCGGGAGCGGCUUCACUCGUGGCAGGUCGCUAGCUCCGACCCCUGGCUGUGCUCGCCGGCCGCAGUCCGCGACCCGCGCCCCGGGACGCACGCCGCCGCCUGUGACGCGCUCGACAACGGCCUCACGCACUACAUGCACACCUAG